This is a messenger RNA of Centropristis striata (black sea bass), 4265 nucleotides long. It is a transcript of the gene nup160, whose product is annotated as nucleoporin 160. Gene Ontology annotation, molecular function: structural constituent of nuclear pore. NCBI's taxonomy places the organism in Eukaryota, Metazoa, Chordata, Actinopteri, Perciformes, Serranidae. Gene Ontology annotation, cellular component: nuclear pore. The transcript has 34 exons. The record is from RefSeq and is a predicted model, not a curated record. The coding region runs from base 34 to 4212 and encodes 1392 amino acids.
CGUCAGAGAGCAGCACGCGGUGAAGAAGCCAACAUGGCGGCAGUGUUGGAGCGCAGCUUCAUAGAGAUCUGCGGCUUCGAGAGAGAGACUUUGCAGCGCUUCAGAGAGCUGACAGUGGAGCUCGAUGUGACUGCUCUUCCUGGAGGUGUGAAGUUUCCGGACAGUGCUGGAGCGUUCCAUUAUGAAGAAAGCGGGAAGCUGCUGUCUGUAGUCAGUAACAGAUUCAUUCACUGGAGCACAUCAGGUGACUCGGUGCAGCUGGUGGAGACGUCUCUGGACACCAACCUGCUGAACAAUGCCGUCCGACUGCGUGUGUGUCACUGCAGCGUGCUGCCUGGAGGCGUCACCAUCCAGGAGACGCUCAACAAUGUCAUCAUCCUCAUCUCCACCAAUCAGAGCGUCCAUAGGCUGGUGUUGCCCCACCCGUCACGCAUGUACCGCAGCGAGCUGGUGACGGAGCUCCACAUGCAGUCCAUCUUUACUGAUGUGGGGAAACUGAGCUUGGAGGACCCGUCUCACAGUGUCCUGAUCCCCAGCUCAGUGGGACAGACGGGGAGUCCACACACGUCCACAGCGUGGCUCAGUCAGUCCGGAGAGGCUCACUAUGCUCUGGCUUCACCUGCCGGAGGCAUCAUGGUACUGUCUCUGCCGCCGCACGACACACCAGGCAGCGUGGCCGUACUGGAGCUGAAGAGGAGCUCCAUGAUGCAGAGGCUGUCAGGCUGGAUGCCCUCGGCCAUGCGGGGGGAACAGAGUCCGGCUGACCUGGUCCUCAGUCUGGCUGUCAGAGAGCUGGAGGAGGACUGCUUCAUCUUUGCUCUCUGUCAGGACCACAAGCUGCGCAUGUGGUCCUUCAGGGAGCAGGCGUGUCUGCUGGAGACUGACAUGUUGGAGUACAUGCCGGCGUGCCGUGGCGUAAAACGCCUGUCGGGUCAGGGUCACCGCCUGAGGCUGGCGUUCUCCUCCACCACUGGCCUCUGUCUGUGUGUCUACCUCGCCGUCCCUCAGAGAGGACAGUUCACCGUCCUGCAGCUGGUGGCCACCGACAACAACCGCUACAGCCUCGACCACAUCUCCUCACUGUUCACCACUCAGGAGACUCUGGUGGAUUUCACUCUGACCUCCACAGACAUCUGGGCCGUCUGGGUGGACGAUUCAAACACUACCGUGGUCAAAUACAUCAACUUUGAGCAUAACACAGCAGGUCAGUGGAACCAGGUGUUUGUUCAGCCUCCACCUGAAGAAGAAGUCCAUAUCGGCGUGGACCAGGAUCCCAGAGAGACGUACCUGGAGGUCCUCUUCUCUCCUCUACGCUUCACAGCUUCAGCCAUCGUUAAAGCUCUACAGAUCUUCCGGCGGGGCUCCGAGAGGAUCACUGAUGUGUCGUGGGAGAGUCUGAAGAAGGAGGUGACGGUGGCCGUGGAGAGCGAGCUGCAGAGCAGUGUGACAGAGUUUGAGUUCUCUCAGGAGGAGUACCGGCAGCUGCAGGUGGAAUUCUGGUCCAAGUUGUAUGCAUGCUGUCUCCAGUACCAGGAAUCUUUGUCGCUGCCUCUGGGGCUGACUGUGAGCCCCCACACCGGCAUGGCCUGUCUGCUCAAGAAGGGCUUUGUGUCGUUCCUCCUGCCAUGUUUUGCUGUGGAUCACCUGUACCUGUCUUAUGAUGAGUACCUGUUCUCAGAGGAGGAGACACCCAUCGCUGAAGACCCGGAGGUGGGCCGUGAUGUGCUGCAGCUGGUCCAGUGUCUGCGGCUCAUCAGUGAUGCAGUUUCUGGAGCGAUGGCGUACGAGAUGGAGAAAGCUCUGGAACACCUUCAGUCCCCUGAAAGAGCAGCAGAACUCGUCCUGGAGAACCUGCUGUCCAACGACAAUGAUAACGUGGUCGAGGAUAUCCAGAACAAACUGCAGGACAUCAGGAACCCGAUGGCAGCCAUGAAUGUUCUGCUGAGGGAGAUGGACCUGGAGACGGACUCCGAGGUCGGGGGAGAUGGACCACUCGCACCUGGUCAGAGUCUGAACGUGAGGAUCAGCCUGUCUCAGCUGUAUGGGAGCACCUCAGCCCUGUCCAUCGUCUGUCAGGCCGUCUGUCACAUGACCAUGACCAGAGCGCUGUUCUGUCGAGACCUGCUGAUCCUGCAGAAACUCUACCUGCGCUUCGGAGACAAUGUGUUUCUGGGUGGGGGUGCUCAGCUGCUGCAGCUCCAGCAGGACCUGAUCCCUCGGAGCUCCGCCCUCCUCUCCUCCUAUCACCUCCUCAAACACGUCAGCCAGAGCCUUGCCUCCUCCGUCCCCAUGGACAUCAUAGAUGCUAACCUACAGCACCUCACAGUGUUGCAGCUGUCCGACUCUCCAGUCCUCUCCGCCAACAGAUCAGUGUUGAGUCCUCAGACGGUGGUGGAGCUCUUCUAUCAGACUGCAGCAAGGAAGAUGAUCAUCUCUCAGAUUUACUCUCAGCAGCAGAGUAACUCUCUGCUCAACUGGAGUCACAUGAUCUCCAAUGUGGUCAACUUGCUCGCUCAGCUGCUUUGGCCCAGUAACCCUGGUUUCCAGUUCCCAGAGUGUCUGAUGGCCAACUGUCAGUACACCCAGCUACAGGAGUACGUGCGGCUGAUUGGUCCCUGGUGUCAGGUGAACAUCGGCUCCUGUCGCUUCAUGCUGGGUCAGUGUUACCUGGCCAAUGGGGAGGGUCAAAAGGCGUUGCAGUGUUUUCAGGAGGCAGCAACGGAGGUGGAGAAGGAAGAGUUCCUGAUGAGACUGACGGGCACGGAGGAGGAGGAGGCCCCCUCCAGCCCCCGAUUACAGUACUAUAACAAGGUGCUGCGGCUGUUGGAGGAUGUGGGUCUACCUGAGCUGGUCAUCCAGUUGGCUUCUCUGGCCAUAACGGAAGCUGUCACUGACGUCAAUAGCCAGGCCGCUCUGUGGACUCGAAUAUUCAAACAUCACCUGGAUCUGGGACACAACAGUGAAGCUUACGAAGCGCUCACACAGAACCCCGACUGCAGCAUGCAGCUGGACUGUCUCCGUCAGCUGGUGGUGGUUCUGUGUGAACGAUCUCAGCUCCAGGAUUUAGUCCAGUUCUCCUAUGUCAACCUGCACGAUGAGGUCGUCAGUAUCAUCGAGUCUCGGGCCCGAGGUCUGGACCUGCUGGCUCAUAACUACUAUGAGCUGCUGUACGCCUUCCACAUCAACAGACACAACUACAGGAAAGCGGGGACGGUGAUGUUUGAGUUCGGGAUGCGUCUCGGUCGAGAGGUCCGGACUCGUCUCGGUCUUCAGAAGCAGGUGAACUGUUACCUGGCUGCUCUCAACUGUCUCCGCCUCAUCAGACCAGAGUACGCCUGGAUCGUCCAGCCCUCUUCCGGAGCCACGUACGAGCGCCCAGGAGCAUCUCCGAAGAGGAAUUCUGACGGAGAGCUUUCUUCUGAACCAGUCAAACGUCAGGUGGACAUCCUGGAACUCAAGGACCUGGAAAAAGAGUACAUCCUGUCCCGCAGCCGUCUCACCCUCGCCCAGCACCACCCGCCGUCUGCUGCCAUCGCUGGCAGUGCCUCAGCAGUGGAGAUGGUGUCCCUGUUGGUGCAGAACGGCCUGUUUGACUCGGCUCUGUUAGUCUGUCAAACCUUCAAACUGAGUCUGACUUCGGUCUUCGAGGGUUUGACCUUCAAGUGCAUUAAGCUUCAGUUCGGGGGGGAGGAGACUCAGAAUGAAGCCUGGAGCUGGUUGGCUGCUAAUCAGCUUUCAUCUGUCGUCAACACCAAAGAAUCCAGUGCAACGGACGAGGCGUGGCGGCUGCUGGCCUCUUACCUGGACAGGUAUCCUUCCGCCAAUGGACAGCACCACCGCUGCGUCAUCAACAAGGUGCUGUCACAUGGCGUCCCGCUGCCUGAUUGGCUCAUCAAGUCUUACAAGGGCAUGGAUGCGGCGUCUCUGCUGCGUCUCUACCUGAACUUUGACCUCCUGGAAGCGGCGUCGGAGCUCGUGUUGGAGUACGUGGACGCUCUUCUUGGGAGAGGACACCAGUACUUUGGAAUAGAGAGGCCUCUGUCAGCGACGUCGUCUUCAGUCUGGCUGCCGUACACGUCAAUCGAUCAGCUGAUGCAGAUUCUAAACGAGACACAGACGAACAGCAGCAUUUAUAAUAAAGUUCGAGACAAACUGGACGAUUAUCACAAACUGGUAGAGCAGACGACCAAACGGAGACUCGUGGCUCGAUAAGGACUCAUCAGGUCACCUGACGACCGCAACCACCCAGACUCGGCUGAAACACC